AUGUUCUAUAGAUCUAAUCGCUUCGCGAUAAAUCAUGACAUUACGGGAAUAUCGUCAAAAGCCAGUGGUCCGGAGAUCCGACCUUUUUGCGAAACUAACCAAACGUGCAUUCUCCCCAUGGUUUCAGGACCCUUCGCUGUGACGAUAAUAAACGAGAAUGGUGACGAAUUAACUACCUGUCUUCAAGUCACAAGCCCGGAGCAACGAUUUUCCAAUCACUGCUUGAAUGAAACCUGGCGCCACCAAGCCCUGAAAGCCGAACUACAGCCCAACCCAACCUGCAUUUGCAGGCACAAAGACUGGCCUCGAAAACGCCCGUAUUCGAAAUUCUACGAUCCGAAGGAAUCUGCACUGCGAGAGAAGAUCUGGUGCCCCUUGCACGAUUAUUUGAAUCAAGAAGAUGCUGGGUCAGUUGAGUACCUUGCUUGGGCAAAUCUGGUAUCGAUCGCCGACCAAGUCGCUCAUCUUCAACAGUAG
Fusarium venenatum is the source of this 477-nucleotide messenger RNA. The record is from RefSeq and is a predicted model, not a curated record. NCBI's taxonomy places the organism in Eukaryota, Fungi, Ascomycota, Sordariomycetes, Hypocreales, Nectriaceae.